Bemisia tabaci is the source of this 1996-nucleotide messenger RNA. RefSeq lists its product as uncharacterized. NCBI's taxonomy places the organism in Eukaryota, Metazoa, Arthropoda, Insecta, Hemiptera, Aleyrodidae. The record is from RefSeq and is a predicted model, not a curated record.
CGCCCACUCGGCGCGAAUUAUCGAAAGAAAGAAAAUCGUGUUUUGGAUACUUUACUUCAAAUUAACGAUAGUGGUUAAGAACGGGUACUCGUUAUCGACACCUUAAACUUAUUUCAUCGGUUGAUUACUUAUUUUAUGAAUUGUAUCGAUCUCGGAGUGCUUAAAAUGUGCAUCAGCAAACACAAUAAUACACGUUUAAGAAGUGGAAUAAUGCUUUAAAUUCAAGAUGCAGUACCAAGGUAAAUUUUCCUCGGGUCAAGAAACUGUGAGGAACAUUUCGCUACCUUAAAACUUUUUUGAUGAGAAACUUAAACAUUUUUAUGCAGUCAUAGUUUCCAUGGGAGGGCUCGAAUAUUGACAUGACGGAAAAAAAGGUCGUUAAUAUUUCACAAACUGUGACGCGACAAACUCAUUGAAGUGGCGAGGAAACUUUCAACGAUCCGACGGGUCUCUGCAUUGCCUUCCAAGACAUGAGUGUGAUCGAAUGGUUGACGUCGAAAAUUCUUCCGGAGGCCGUAAAAGCUGGAUCAUUUGGCAGCGACGUGAGGAGUUUCAUCAGCUUUGAAGUCAGUGACCAGAGAGCCAUCGAUCAGAUGUGCUCCGAUGUAAUUUUUGGUGACGUCGUUUUGGAAACAACCAAAAACAAGCAACUCAAGAUUAAAGUCGUCAUCAAAACACGCAGGCGAUCACUGGACACUUUGCUAGAGACCAGCAAGAUGUUUCACAAUGAGGUGUUGUUCUACACAAAAAUACUGCCUUUGUUUAAAAAAUAUGAUCGGGACAACUUCCUGUCGACGAAUAUUUGCGAAUACGUGUAUGGUCGCGCUACCAAUGAUCAUAAGUUAGCAGAGGAUGUGAUCAUACUAAAACAUUUGGCUCAAAAGUGCUUCAAGCUGUCAGAGGAUCGACUAUACCUGGACCAGAGACAUGUUGAGUUGGCAUUGGACAGGAUUGGCAGGUAUCACGGGAUAUCACUGCUAUGCCAAGUGAGCGAUCCCCAGGCGUUUGAUGAGGUCGCAUCUGAAAUCCAGUACAUUCCUUUCUCUGAAGACGUAGGCAAAGAGUUCGGAGUCUCGGCCUUUCUCCGCGGACUCGAGCCUUUGAAGGCGGAUGAAAAAUAUCGGGAUAGAUUAGCGGGUUUGAUCGCGAACUGUGAGGGAGGCCUCCAGUUAAUGGCAAGGUAUACAACGGACCACUCAGGGCCUCUUUCGGUCAUAGCCCACGGGGACCUCACCCGAAAUAACAUGAUGUUCAAAUACGGCCCCGACGGGGAACCAAUCGAAGUAGCCUUCUUCGACUUCGGCACGAUCAAUUAUUGCUCGCCGGCGAUUGAUGUGAGCACUCUCCUGUCUUGCAACGUGUCUGCCGAGAUGAGGCGAGAUCAUUGGGAUCAUUUUCUUCAGACUUACCAUGGUGCUAUGACAUGCUUGAUGGCUGGUCACCCGCGAACACCCUCGUUCGAGACGGUCGUCCUGGAUUUGCGGAGAAACGGUGUUUACGGUUACCAUCAAUGCGCCCUCUUCGCUCCAACGAUGUUCAACUUGAUAGAGGGCACCCUGGACCUGACACCCCCCGAAUGGGAACACCUGGACGAGGCCCAGCUGAAGAAGGAGAUGCUGGCCCGCACGGCGAAUUUCAAAGACCUAGCGGCCCACCCCAAAGCCGUCCAAUUGAUGGCCGGAGUCGCAAGGCAUAUGCUCGAUAAAGAGUAUAUUUUUUAAGCUCAGCAUUGCUGAAACUCGUCAAUCAGCACUCAGGAAGAACUGCAGCAGGACCGAUCCGCCGAAAAUUCAGAUCUCAAUAUCAGCCCUAUUUUGCGGAGCUGAUGAGUUAUUUCCCCGCUCUCAACAUUCUCAAUGCACUCGAUGGAUCAGUAUAUGGACGGCAGCAGCCUGUUUCACAACGAGGUAUUAUUCUACACGGAAAUCCUCCCUCUGUUACGGAAAUACGACCGAGACAAUCUCCUUUCGGCGAGUUUCUGCGAGUUUGUGUACGG